AUGAAGAAAAGUACAUUAAGCAUUCUUGCUGAACAUCUGAAUCCCAACCAUCUUCUUGGAGAGAAAUCUGAUAACAUAGAAAGUGAGGCCAAGGACAUCAGUACAGCCAACAUCUGCUUCGAGGUCCUGGGGCUCUUGACAACAUGCAGGACCCUGGUGGCACCUGGCAGAGGCUUCUUUGCCCUGGCCAUUCUGCUGGCAAUUGUGGACAUCCAGCUUGGUGAUACGGGGAACUACACAGUAAUGGGAUUGAAACAAACAGGACACCCUGAGUUUGGCCAGAGUAAAGGUGCUCUCAGUUCAGGCUUCCUGCAAGAAAAGGUCUGGAUGAUGCUGGUCACCAGCCUGGUGGCCUCUCAAGGUAUGUUCAGAAGAGCCUUAAGCACCCCAAGCAAUGAGGGUGCUAUACCUUGGACAUCUUGAUUAUUCUCUAGAAGGGUGGAAAGGAAGCCCAGAGUGAGAGAGAAAUGCUCCUCAGGCCCUGGCUGUCCACAGGAAAACAUCACAGCAGUAUGA
Molecule: messenger RNA, 516 nt
Organism: Hippopotamus amphibius kiboko
Lineage: Eukaryota; Metazoa; Chordata; Mammalia; Artiodactyla; Hippopotamidae
Gene: CD160
Product: CD160 molecule
Biological process (GO): regulation of adaptive immune response
Cellular component (GO): plasma membrane
Molecular function (GO): transmembrane signaling receptor activity
Source: RefSeq, a predicted model, not a curated record